GAAGCGGAACAGGGCCAUCACGGCCCGCAGACAGCACCUGAAGAGCGUGAUGCUCCAGAUCGCGGCCACGGAGCUGGAGAAGGAGGAGAGCCGCCGCGAGGCCGAGAAGCAGAACUACCUGGCGGAGCACUGCCCACCACUGCACAUCCCGGGCUCCAUGUCCGAAGUGCAGGAGCUCUGCAAACAGCUGCACGCCAAGAUUGACACGGCUGAAGAGGAGAAGUACGACAUGGAGGUGAGGGUGCAGAAGAGCAGCAAGGAGCUGGAGGACAUGAACCAGAAGCUGUUCGAUCUGCGGGGCAAGUUCAAGCGGCCCCCACUGCGGAGGGUGCGCAUGUCGGCCGACGCCAUGCUCAAGGCCCUGCUGGGCUCCAAGCACAAGGUGUGCAUGGACCUGAGGGCCAACCUCAAGCAGGUCAAGAAGGAGGACACAGAGAAGGAGCGGGACCUGCGAGACGUGGGUGACUGGAGGAAGAACAUCGAGGAGAAGUCGGGCAUGGAGGGUCGGAAGAAGAUGUUCGAGUCGGAGUCCUAGGCUCCUCGUCAGCCCACGCCUGCCCGGGGCCCAGCUCCCAGCAGAGCACACCGGGGGCACGCACCCAGAGCCUGCCGUGGAGGGCUGGCCUUGUGUCCACUGUCAAUAAAGGAUCUGAAUCCCC
Callithrix jacchus (white-tufted-ear marmoset) is the source of this 659-nucleotide messenger RNA. It is a transcript of the gene TNNI2, whose product is annotated as troponin I2, fast skeletal type. Gene Ontology annotation, cellular component: troponin complex. Lineage: Eukaryota; Metazoa; Chordata; Mammalia; Primates; Cebidae. The record is from RefSeq and is a predicted model, not a curated record. Gene Ontology annotation, biological process: cardiac muscle contraction; skeletal muscle contraction.